AUGAUUGAGGGGCCCGAGGGUAAAGAGGUCCUUGAAGACGUAGGAAGAAAGGCCGAGGAAAAAUCAGUCGAAGAUUUGGUGGAAGUGCGCAUUGACGAGAACGAUCCAACUAAAUUCUUCCUCUUGGGAUCAUCCUUGUCUAGCACCAAGCGGAUGGAUUAUGUCAACUUCUUGGUUUCCAAUUUGGAGGCCUUUACCUGGACGCCUUACGACAUGCCUGGCAUCGACCCGAGCUUCAUUUGUCAUCAGUUGAAUGUCUUCCCCAAUGCACGGCCAGUCAUUCAAAGGACGCGCCGCUCAACUUUGCAUCAUGCUGAAGUGGUGGCAGAAGAAGUGAAGAAUCUGUUGGAAGCUGGGGCCAUAGAGGAGAUAGCCAUGUAUAAACCGGACAGAGAGAUCACGUCGUUCACAACCCCCAGAGGUUUAUAUUGCUACGAAGUCAUGCUGUUCGGACUAAAGAACGCCGGGACGACUUUUCAACGGAUGGUGACAAAGAUUUUCGCCCCAAUGCUGGGCCGCACCAUGGAGGCCUACAUCGACGAUAUGGUGGUGAAAAGUAAGGAGAAAGCUCAGCACCUCUCCGACCUAGCAGAGAUGUUUGCUAUACUUAAACGCCCCAAGCUUCGUUUGAAUGCUUCCAAAUGCGCCUUCGGAGUCGGCACGAGGAAGUUUUUGGGUUUUCUGGUCACAAAUCGAGGGAUUGAAGCUGACCCAUCACAGAUCAAGGCUAUACAAGACCUGGAGCGUCCUAACACCACGAAGGACGUCACAGGGGAGUAUGAGACAAAGAUGAAAGAAUGGCAAGUAUCAGGCGCUGGUAGCGCAGAGAUCAAGAAGUUCGCUGCAAUAAGGAUGGAACAAAUCGACCGCGAGGAAAACAGGCGGCCUGAUGAAUUGGCCGGGACUUGCUUUGUCAGACAGCUUUCCUAA
Camellia sinensis is the source of this 930-nucleotide messenger RNA. NCBI's taxonomy places the organism in Eukaryota, Viridiplantae, Streptophyta, Magnoliopsida, Ericales, Theaceae. The record is from RefSeq and is a predicted model, not a curated record.